Haplochromis burtoni (Burton's mouthbrooder) is the source of this 2671-nucleotide messenger RNA. RefSeq names its product golgi associated kinase 1B (gene gask1b). The transcript is spliced from 4 exons. The record is from RefSeq and is a predicted model, not a curated record. Bases 46 to 1584 code for a protein of 512 amino acids. NCBI's taxonomy places the organism in Eukaryota, Metazoa, Chordata, Actinopteri, Cichliformes, Cichlidae. Gene Ontology annotation, cellular component: Golgi apparatus.
GUUUGUCGCAAAAAGGACAAAGUCGUGAUAAUGACAUAAAUUCUAAUGGGGAAGUCUGACUUUUGUUGGCUAAGUUUCCCUAUUCUAAAACUGACCGGCAACUUUCGCAGGUGCCCUCUUUCAAAAAGAAGUUUGAUAAUUGCGUCUGUCUGUGUAAUCUAUCUGCUUUUUGUGUUUUCACAAGUUGGAUACUCGCAACUGCACCGGAGCCGAAGGAUUGAUGAGAAGUACCGGCACACCCGUGGAUUGUAUAAUUUGGAGAUCAACGAUGGCCAGCCACACUCUCCAGACUUGCAGAACGAUUCGAGCUUCAUAGUCCCGACUCGCUACAACGUGGUGUACAUAACCUUAAAAACUAAGCGUCGAAAACCAGCACAUAUAAGAGGUACAGUCCGACCCAAAGUGAGGAGAAAAGGGAGAAAAAAUAAGUCUUCCAAUCUGUCUUUUACCCAGGACAAACUUCGCACUUUGGAGGGGGAUGCGUUACAAAUUAAGCGCAACUUUGCACCCAUACCUUCACGGAAGGAAGCCAUGGAUGUUGACUAUAAAUCACUGGAUAUAAGCCAUAAAAUUUAUAAACAUAAAGAAGCAGACUCUCAGAUUAGUUCAAUUCGAAUAUACAGUCAAAGGCCGCCACCAUGGUUCAGCGCACAGGAUAUGAAAACCAUGCGCUUUCUUGCGGAUGCCAAAGUUUUGCGCAUGAAAGAAGUCUCUCAUGGAUACGCUCUUUCGCUUCUGAUAUUUGAGGGUGAGACAAACGUUCAACAGGCGAACCAACAGCACGCAAAAACGAGCACUGUAUGCGGAGGGCAAUGUGGAGUCAUCCACAGCCCGGUGGAUACCACAGAGGUUUUUGCUUUUCAUUUGGACAGAGUGCUGGGGCUUAAUAGGACGUUGCCAGCUGUAAGCAGAAAGUUUCGCUUUUUAUACGAUGGGCAGUCCUGUCCAGUUGUGUCAUGGGAUGCAUCUCUAUACCCAGCAGGCCUUGCUGCAGGUUUGACCAGUUUGAAGUUAACAUGGGGGGAGUACCAGAACUCCCUUAAACAGAGAUGUUGGCAACAAAACAUCAGCCCAAAGUCUGAUUCUGGCUGCUCUGCAAUUCAUCACUAUGAAUGGAGCAAACUUGCUCUGUUUGACUUUUUGUUACAGAUUAACAACCGCCUGGACCAGGGUUGCUGUGGGUUCAGGCCUCGGCAGCAGGAUGUGUGCAUUGAACUGGGUUACCAUGCUAAAUGUCAAGAUGCUAACCACAUACAGCUAGAAAACAUCAUCUACAGGAGCCACAACCCCAGACACCUGGUCUUCACCAACAACAAGGGAUUCUUUGACCGUAAUGAGGACAACUUGGACUUCAGGCUGUUGGCGGGAAUCAAAGAGUUUCCAGAGCAAGCUGUGUCUGUGCUGAAAACCAGAAAACUGAGGGAAAAACUUCUCCAAUCUCUGUUCCUUGACGAGACAUACUGGGAAAGCCAAGGGGGUCGUCAGGGCAUUGACAAGCUAAUUGAUGUUAUCGAGAGGCGAGCAAAGGUCCUCCUCACCUACAUCAAUGCCCAUGGGAUUAAAGUGAUAUCAAUGAAUGUGUGAUGAAGAUAAAUCUUUCAUAAAUCUUUUAAAUCUUUUAGAAGACAUUGGGGCUUUAUGCUCGAACAUUUUAUAGGUUGGUUGGGAUAAGAAUAAUAGCAGAUGUGUGAUAUUUUUUAAAUUUAUAUCACAAUAGCUUGGUCAUAGUUCCAAUGAGGGACUUGCUAACGCUUCUUUGAGUAGCUGGAAGCUCAAUUAGGGUCACACAACCCACACUGCACUGAUAACAAUGACUUUAAUGAGUUGGGGUUUUUUUAAACUUUGUGUACCUUGAAUACAAUCUUAUUUUGUUUUUUGUUAGGUUUUUUUUUUAAAAAAAAACCUAUCUUUAUUAUUAUUAUUUCUUUUACAAAAGUUAAGAAGCUUUGCCUUGCCUAUAAUUUCCAGUUAUUUAGGCACUUAUAGUCACAAUUAGAGCAUGGACACAGUGACUAUAAAUUAUCAAGUGAAAAUUAGAAGUCAUAAAAUGAUAAUGAUGAUGAAAAAAGUUUUUACAGGAUUCCAUGCACUCCUGUGAAAAACCAAGUACACCCUAUAGUUCACCUUGUAGAAAGUUGCAGCAAAAAUCUUGGACUAAUGCUUUCUGAUAUAUACGACAUUAAUUCCAGAAAAGUUGGAAACUCUUUAAAUGUAAAUAAAAAAGAAUGCAAUAAGUUUUAGAUCUACAAAACAAAACAGAUUUUAUUCACAAUAGAACAUCGAACGCAUCGAAACUGGUGAAAUGUCUGAACUGCAGGGAGGCCAGUUCAGGUCCCAGUCUCUUCUAAUACAAAACCAUUCUGUUGUAAUAUAUGCAUUAUGCAGUUUAGCUUAUACAUUCAAGGCCUUCUAUGCAAAAAUGGGUCCCCUGAAUGGGAACAUUUGUCCAACUAUAUGUCUUUUAUCACUGAUAGUGCCUUUUCAGAUGUGCAAGCUGCCAGUUCUACAGACAGUGAUCAGGGCCACUCAGUGAUUUCAGGUUGCAUCCAAAAUCCUGUAGAUCAGCAGUCCAUAACUUUUUUGCGCCACGAACCAUUUUAUGUCUGACAAUAUUUUCACGGACCGGCCUGUAAGGUGACGCCGAUAAAUACAACAAAAAAACAGCACCAGU